AUGCCUCCACCACGACUCCCGCACGCUGCACAACCCGAUCCGUCGUUUUCGCUUCUGCUAUCGCUACCAAGGGAACUUCGCGACCGCGUCUAUCAAUUUGCGCUCGUAUCGAGAGCGCCCUUUUGGUGGCCUGGCAAAGCCCCCGAGUUGGCCACCAUUGACCACCGCAACGUCAAUGUCGCUCUUCUUCGGGCGAAUAAACAGGUCUAUACCGAGACCGUGGACAUACUUUACUCGCAAAACAAGUUCCUCUUUACGCACCCGAGCGAUUUAAACAUCUUCCGCGUCGUCACGCCUCCAGCCUCUACCAAUAUAACAAGUGUGCUCUUUCGCAUUAGAGAGAAGGACCUGAGGAUAUGGACAGCUUACCUCGGUAGCAGGAAGGAAGACAGGAGUCUACGGCAUGAUUUGCCCAAGCUGAGGAGUGUAUGGGUCUUCUUAAGAUGUGGGACAGUGUCACUGCCACCAGGACUGCAACCAGUACCCGCAGGUGCCGCUGGAGUGGGCGCGGCAGCAAUGACAGGACAUGUCCAAGCUACUCACCAUACUCUAGGACAGCUGCAUCACAGCAUCGCACAAGUCCUAGGACAAGGAGGUGGCCAGCUUAACAACAUGAACCACAUCCCGCCUCCCCCUCCCCCUCCCCCUCAAGCGCCCGCCAUUCCCUUCUUACAGUUCGCACAAGGAGCUUUAGGAGGAUUAGGUGGUCACGUACCGCACCACCAUCAUCAUCCCCUACCGCCGCUUCAAGCCGGCCAACACCACGCCCCUCCAAACCUCCAGCUGCUAGCCCAGCAAGUCCACCAAGCCCAUGUGAACCAUCAACUGAACAUUCCCCCGCCGCCUCCCCCAGGCGUACCACCAACCAUCGACCCCCACCACCUCUACAACUCCUUCCUCCGCUUCGAGCGCGAAAUCGGCGUCGAAUCCCUCUGCCUCAACCUCCGCGACGUCCUGUACCCUGGCGUACCCGACCCUAGUUUCAACUAUGGCCACGGAAAAGUCAGCAGUACAUCUUCCAAGUCUACUUCGGGUUCCUUGAACAACAAAAACAAUAACAGCAAAUUGCCGACUGAAAUCAAGAUCAUGGCAAUGUUCAGGAUACCAAGACGCGAACUUGAGAGACUGAUUGCUACGUAUCCUGGUGAAUUGAAAGUGGAGAAGAGCACCAUGGAUGCGAGGACUAAGUUUAGGAAAAUGCAUGGGGUGGAUGUUAGUUUAGAGUUGACGGGGUAUCCGUCGUUGGUGGAGAUGGGCAUGGAGAUGACGGGGGUGGAUAUGGACUGA
Messenger RNA from Pyrenophora tritici-repentis Pt-1C-BFP, 1287 nucleotides. Its product is annotated as PAT1 multi-domain protein. The record is from RefSeq and is a predicted model, not a curated record. NCBI's taxonomy places the organism in Eukaryota, Fungi, Ascomycota, Dothideomycetes, Pleosporales, Pleosporaceae.